UCAUCCGCGGUGUAUGCGUCCUUCACGCUCGACACCAGCCGCGUCCAGAGGCUGAGUACAUCCACAUCGGCUCCUGCAAACCAGCACUCGUACAGCCACAGCAGCACAGACUGAUGCGGAGGGCGGGAGAAAUUUUGAUGGAUUUCUUGCAGCUUACGCUGGGAUUCGCUGAUUGGCUCUGACUCUUCAUCCUCUUUAUCUCUCUCUGAGGAAACCGAUUUGGUCUCGGAUGUGUUCUGUUCAGGAGCAACUGUUCCCAGCAUGGGUUGUUCCUCUGGUGCAGCUGCAGCUUGAGUGGCCACGGUGCCUGCUGCUCUGUUCUCCUCCUCCUCUUCUUCCUUCUCCUCCUGAGGGGACUGGCUGGUAUCCAGCAGUGUCCGAUAAAGAGUAGCCAGGGCCCAGCACAGUGCAGUAAGUUGCUCCUCCCUGGAACCACCGCAGCGUUUCUCUUUCAGAUACUCUGCCACUUUAACAGGGUCCUGGAUUUGUUGAGGGGUGAACUUCCAAACCACUGGAGCUGAAUACUCCUUCAAAACCUGGCCGAUUUUCUCCCAGCGUCCGUGCCACUCAUCAUUAUCCAACCUCCGGAAGACCUUGCCAAUAAUCUCUUUUGUAACUCUAAAGAUGAUGUAGAUCCUAAAGAUGAUGUAGGCCAGAACCAGGAGACAUAGCACACACAACAACGAUAUCCUUUCUUCGAUAUUCAGAGGGAAUCCAGAAUCCUCAAAAGCUGCUAUAAGAGGCUUGAAGGAGUCAAAAAAGACUAGAGGGUUGUGAAAAUAUUUGUACCCUGUUCCCACCAUGAACUGGGAACGAUUAUUAAUGAUCUCCUGGAGGUAAUAUAUCAUGUCACGAGUUGAUACCACAUAAUCUAUGCACAUAAGAAUCUUGAACCAUCUCUCUAAACUCUUAAAGUGCUUUAUCAGGACCACAUAGGGAAUUAUAAACCUGUACAGGUACCACUCCACUGAGGGCAGACAAAGGCAUAUCAUGACCAGCGACUGUACCUAGCACACUCGGCUCAAACUUGCUUCCACCCCGCUGCGGGCAGAGCUGUUCUUAUCUUGACCCUCGGUGCCGCACGAUGGAUGAGGCUUGCGGCGCUUCGGGAUUGGUAUUCCCGAAAUUUAGCGUUCCCCCGGCGGAGGCUGCAGCCAGGAACCGGAGGCACCAAAGGCAGCAAUCGGGCUGAGGCCAGAACAACUCACUGGGAACAGCAAUGGACAGGGACUGACCGCGGGGACCAGGCUGGCAAGAAGGGAAGCCGGAAAAAAAAGCCGGGAAAAAGGACUUUUUCCCGCCGGCGCACGGAGGGGUGGGAUAGGAGAACAUCCGGCUCCGGCCCUGCUCCUCCUGCUGCCGGAAAACUUAACCCCGGCGUGGCUAAAGCUCAUCUGCAUUUCUUCCUCCUGCCCUUGGAUUUUAUCGCUGUAGCGGGUCUUCCCCCCUACAGCCUGAAAAUUCAAUUCAAAACAUGCAAUGCAAAUGGAGCUCACAGAAUCACGGAAUUACUCGUGUUGGGAAAAGACCUCUGAGCCCAUCGAGUCCCAGCUGUGCCCGAUGCCCACCCUGUCUCCAGCCCAGAGCACUGAGUGCCACCUCCAGCCCUUCCUUGGGCAUCCCCAGGGAUGGGCACUCCAAACCUCCCUGGGCAGCCCCUGCCACUGUGGAAAACCCCUUUCCAUGAGGAAAUUCCUGCUGAUGUCCAACCUGGCCCAGGCUGAGGCCAUUCCCUGUCCUCCUGUUACCCCCUGGCUAUCCCCUCCUGUCAGGGAGUUGUGCAGAGCCAGAAGGGCCCCCUGAGCCUCCUUUUCUCCAGGCUGAGCCUCUUUCCCAGCUCCCUCAGCCUCUCCUGGGGCUCCAGCCCCUUCCCAGCUCUGUUCCCUGCCCUGAACACACUCUAGCCCCUCCAUGUCCUUCUUCUGAGAGGCCCCAAGUUUGAAUAAAAAACAAGAAUAGUUUUGUUUCAGUGCUUCAGCAAAUUUAGGCUGUGAAUUUGGCUUCAUAAAUAUCUCAGACUUGUGGGCUUGUGAGUCGGGCCAGUUACCGUGGGCUGUUUUCUUAUUUCUCAUCUGUUUACAGGACCUGUUAGAGAAGUCCAGAUUUCUCUUCCACCUGGGAUAAACCUGGAAUACAACAGCAGGCUUUUGCCUCACAUUCCUUUUUCUCCUUGCCCUGCAGAGUCACAGGCAGAGAAUGUACUUAGCAGAUUACCUGCCUUGAUAUUUCCAGUGGUGGAGGACUCGGUGUGUCUGCCAGCACAGAUGGGACCAUGAAAAUAUGGCAGGCUGCAAAUGGAGAGAUAAGAAGACUUUUGGAAGGCCAUGUGUAUGAUGUGAAUUGUUGCAGGUUUUUCCCAUCUGGCCUCGUGGUUCUGAGUGGGGGAAUGGAUGCCCAGCUAAAGAUCUGGUCAGCAGAAGAUGCCAGCUGUGUAGUAACAUUUAAAGGUCACAAAGGAGGUAUUUUGGACACUGCCAUUGUGGAUCGAGGAAGAAAUGUCCUGUCCUGCUCCAGGGAUGGCACUGUCCGUCUCUGGGACUGUGGGAAAUCUGCCUGCCUGGGCAUCAUCGCCGACUGCGGCUCUCCCGUCAACGGCAUCGCCGUGGGCACCGCUGACAACUCCCUGAACCUGGGCUCACCUGAGAAACCUCCCAGUGAGCGUGAGGUCGGGACAGAAGGGAAAAUCCUGCUGCUGGCUCGAGAGGACAAGAAGCUUCAAGGAGUGGGACUACAGAGCAGGCAGCCAGUGUUCCUCUUUGUUGGAUCUGACGCCUUCAACUGCUGCACAUUCCUGUCAAGCACCUACAUUCUGGCAGGGACUCAGGAUGGGAACAUCUACCAGCUGGAUGUGAGAAACACAAAUGCUCCAGUCCAGGUGAUCCAUAGAUCAGGAGCACCAGUGCUUUCCCUGCUCCCGUACCGAGAUGGAUUUAUUGCCAGCCAAGGGGAUGGCACCUGCUUCAUUGUUCAGCAAGACCUGGAUUAUGUCCUGGAUCUCACCGAGGCCGACUGCGACCCCGUGUACAAGGUGGCUUCUUGGGAGAAAGAAAUCUACACUUGCUGCAGGGAUGGGAUAGUGAGGAGAUACCAACUUUCUGACCUUUAAGUGUUUGAAGGGGCCAAAUAAAGGAGAAGUGUGUCGUAAAGGCUCUUCCAAGCUGAUUUUCCUGGGGUGUGUGUGUACAAGUUUGCGGCUGUUGUGAUGACCAGGCUCCGUACACAGUGUUUUUGUAAUGGGUGGUAUUUUUUCCGAUUACACAACUGGGAUCAAUUUUUAAUUGAGAGAGGAUCUCGUGUUGCAAUGAUGUUGUGAUUUCAUUUCCAGUGCUGAAAAAAUGUAGUUGGGGGGAAAUGAAGAAAUAAAUGGGGAGAGGGGGGUGCAGUGAAAAUGACUGUCAUAGUAUGGAGAGAAAUAAACCGCUGCUUUGAUAA
Poecile atricapillus (Black-capped chickadee) is the source of this 3432-nucleotide messenger RNA. RefSeq names its product proteasomal ATPase associated factor 1 (gene PAAF1). The record is from RefSeq and is a predicted model, not a curated record. The coding region runs from base 2273 to 3106 and encodes 277 amino acids. Lineage: Eukaryota; Metazoa; Chordata; Aves; Passeriformes; Paridae. The transcript has 10 exons. Gene Ontology annotation, molecular function: protein binding.